Molecule: messenger RNA, 834 nt
Organism: Vicia faba (fava bean)
Lineage: Eukaryota; Viridiplantae; Streptophyta; Magnoliopsida; Fabales; Fabaceae
Source: the annotation of a GenBank genome assembly
AUGAAGGGCGUAACGGCUCCGGAGAAUGUGGAACACGUUGGUGACAUGUCUUUACUUGAGAUGAACGUGGAUAAUGCGUCUUCAUCUUGGACCCUAAUAGAUUGGGAAAAUAUUUGGGUUGUCCUUGGCAUAGGGGUAAGAUGGGUCGUGCCCGACGUUGGGCCGUGCCUGGGCCCAGUCCAGAACAUUUUGUUCACUUCCCUUUUGAACAUUCAUGGCCUCUUCCGCAAUCUUCUCCAAAGGCGAAGGCAUAGAUUACCUACUGUUACUCAACAUGCCACAUGUCUCUCCCCCCAGCUCGGAGGAUCGUACGGAGAUCUUGAAACAACACGUAAAAGCAUUUUGAAGGAUGAUCUCAACAUGUCUGCAACAAUCCUAGCUUUGUGCCUGGUGUUUAAGACUUGGGGGAAACUUUUAUUGGUCGCUAGUUUCUUCCAAUCACAGCUAGCAGCCGUAGAAUCAUCAAAUGGUGCUUCUUUUGCUGGUUCUGAAACUGUAGAAACUCCUGGAAAAGAGAAGGAAAAAGCUUUUGAUUUUAUGAGUAUUUUGCAGAAUUUAAAGCUUACAGUUACCGAAAUGAACUGCUACUGCAAUAACUCCCUUCCACCACCUGCAACGGAUUCAUCGGUCAUCAUCAUUUCGCGAUCGAUUUCAACAACAACGAUUCACGGAAUCGGAAUCGAUAAAGUAGAAGAUGUGUAUCGAAUUAAAAACGAGACGUACCUGAGUUUUGUUCAUCCUAGUCUUUUAUAUUCACAGAAGAAGAGACAAACAAGAAGAAGACUCGGCCGUCUCCGAUACGGAGGAGCGAUUUCUGGCGAAGAUGAAACUUGA